This is a messenger RNA of Caenorhabditis angaria, 2099 nucleotides long. The record is from the annotation of a GenBank genome assembly. NCBI's taxonomy places the organism in Eukaryota, Metazoa, Nematoda, Chromadorea, Rhabditida, Rhabditidae.
AUGAGAAAAAACUUGUUUGUUCAGGUUAGUCAGUAUUUAUACUUAUAGGCUAGAGUGUGAAAAACCCCUAAAACUUGAAAUAUUUCGAAACUCUCCUAAAAAGUGAGAAAAAUAUAAGUCGUUUUUUCUCACGCAUUUGUUAAGAAAUGCAAAAAUUUUGAGCGUCUUUUGACAAAAAAAAACACGGAACUUAUUUAUGUACAGAUAUUUUUGUGAAUCAGACAUAUUAAUAUUUGGAAUGAAAAAUUGUAAGGUUACAAAGAAGUGCAAAUAAUAAUAAUAGGCAGAAAGGCAGCAAGUUGUGCAAAUAAUAUGAAUAAUACAAGUUGUUUCCUUGACAAAUUGGAUAUUAUUUAUUUAUUUACUUGAACUUUGAAAUGGGAAGAAGAGACUUCAAAGAAACAAUCAAUGGUCCAGAUUAUUCAAAAAUAGCUAAUAGAAAUUUAUUAUAGAAGACAUUUUUCAAAGAAAAACUUCAGCCCGAUUUCUAGAAGAUUUGUGUGAAUUAAAAAUUGAUAUGUCAAUGAAAAAAAAUAUAUUUAUAGAAUUUCUUCUGUGAAAUCAAAACAAUAUUUAUUGACACCAUAAAUUGUAUACAGAUAUUUUUAUCUGUUUUCACAAAUUAUACCUCAGAGAUUACCUCACGGAAAACAAGAGUUCAUGAAAAACAAAUCAAAAACCAAAGUUAUUUUCAGUCAAUCGAUGAAGUUUACGAGAAACCCGCUGGUCAACGAAAUGCAUUUGUGAUUAUUCGACCACCCGGACAUCACGCUUCAAGUUCAAAAUCUAGCGGUUUUUGUAUUUUCAACAAUGUGGCAAUCGCAGCAAAAUAUGCGCAGAAAAAGCAUGGCGCGAAAAAAGUGUUGAUUUUGGAUUGGGAUGUUCAUCAUGGAAAUGGAACACAAGAGAUAUUUUAUGAAGAUUCGACUGUUUUUUAUAUGUCAAUUCAUAGACAUGAUAAAGGAUCAUUUUAUCCGAUUGGAGAACCAAAAGAUACUUUUGAUAUUGGAGAGGUAAAUAACAAUUAUAUUUUUAAAAAAAGUUUAUUCGGAAAUUAAUUUUUUCAGAAAAAAAAAAGAAAAUUUAUAAAUUCAGUUUAUUUUCUUGAAAAUAAUUUUGAAAUUUUUCAGGAAGCUGGAAAGGGUUAUUCUCUGAAUAUUCCCUUCGAUGGCAUUUCAAUGGGUGAUUUCGAAUAUCAAACCGCUUUCAAUAAAAUAAUUCUCCCCGUUGCCUAUCAAUUCAAUCCUGAUCUUGUUCUAAUUUCUGCUGGAUUUGAUGCAGCUGCAAAUGAUCCACUCGGAGAAUUCGAAUUAUCCCCAGAAGUUUAUGCUCUUAUGACAUAUCAAUUAAUGAGUUUAGCUGAAGGAAGAGUGGUUACUGUACUUGAAGGCGGAUAUAAUUUGACGGCAAUUUCGAACAGCGCAUUGGCGGUUGCUGAAGUUAUGAAAAAUCGAGGGAUGGCAAGACGAAUUUGGGACGAGAAAGAACAAUUUGCAAGUGAAAGGUAAAUGAUCUGACAUCACAAAAUACACAUUUGUUUUUUUUAUUUCUAGACGAAAACUGAAAUCCGACGCUGUUCGAAGUAUUCGCGAAGUCGCACAAAUUCAUCAAAAAUAUUGGCCAAUUUUGAAUGGUUUUCAGGUAAAUCGAAAAAAAUUUGUUGAAAUUAUUUUCAAAAAGAACAUGAUAUAUGUAGGAUUGAAAUUGAAUUUGUGAGUUGAGUUACAAGCUCCAGAAUUUGGAAAUUCGGAAAAAAAGCUCUGGAUGAGUGCUCAUGUAUCCCGGUUUCAAUUUAAUUUUUGAAAAUGUUUCUGAUCAAUGUUUACCGCCUCAAUUUCUAAUUGAGAUUUGAUUUAAAAAAAGCUCUACUUGAUUCAAAAAUGUCUAUGUGUUCAUCUUUAUUUCUAAAGAAAAUCCUUGGUGCUGUGACAAAUUCUCAAAUCGUCACAAAAACUGGAAAAGUAUCAACUGCUCGUAAAAGUGCCACGUCAUCGAAUAAACCUAAAAAGACUCCGAAAACCGAUAGAAAUACACCGAGAAGAUCGCCUCGAUUUAUGUCAGAACUCGAAAAAGAAAUGGAAAAAUUGGGAAUUUCAUAG